Brettanomyces bruxellensis is the source of this 1209-nucleotide messenger RNA. RefSeq lists its product as uncharacterized. Gene Ontology annotation, cellular component: vacuole; membrane. Lineage: Eukaryota; Fungi; Ascomycota; Pichiomycetes; Pichiales; Pichiaceae. Gene Ontology annotation, biological process: regulation of intracellular pH. The coding region runs from base 1 to 1209 and encodes 402 amino acids. The record is from RefSeq and is a predicted model, not a curated record. The transcript has a single exon.
AUGCAUAUUUCGAAGGUAUUCUCCGCAUUUUGGAUCUUCGGACUAGUUAACAAUUUACUAUAUGUGGUCAUUCUUAGUGCCGCUAUCGACUUGGUGGGGCCAACAACACCAAAAGCGGUGGUUUUGAUGGCCGACAUCUUACCAUCUUUCCUUUUCAAAUUAUCGGCUCCAUUUUACAUACAAUACGUUAGCUACACCUUCAGAAUAUGGAUAUUGCUUUUCUUAAAUAGCUUUGGAAUGCUCAUUAUAUCAUUUGGAACAGGUAUAUCUACCAGAAUGCUGGGAAUAAUUCUUGCUUCGUUCGCCUCUGGUUUAGGCGAGAUCACUUUUUUGCAGAUGACACAUUUCUAUGAGGAAUUAUCUCUUCAUGCGUGGUCUUCCGGAACAGGAGGGGCGGGACUUGUUGGUGCUUUUAUGUUUAUGCUAAUGACUACAAUUCUUGGCUUUUCUGCUAAGACUACACUUUUGGUACUGGCUGUAAUUCCGAUCAGCAUAGUUCUGACAUACUACUUCAUUCUUCCUGAUUAUGGCAAGUUGGGCAAGCCAAAAGUAGAAUCAGAGGAAUUAGAGGGUCUAAGGUCCAAUGCAAGAAUUGAAAAUGUAAAUCAUCAUGAAAUAACUCACAUUAACAAUAAGUCUCACGCUCUGUGGUAUUACUGCAAAAGAACAAUUCAUCGUAUACUGCUGUAUGCAAUUCCCUAUAUGGGACCCCUCUAUACGGUAUACAUGGCUGAGUAUAUGAUCAAUCAAGGGGUUUCCCCAACGUUACUUUUUCCUUUAAAGGAAAUGCCAUUUAACCACUAUAGAGAUGCAUAUGUCACAUACAGCACUCUGUACCAGCUUGGUGUCUUUAUUUCCCGUUCUUCCGGAACUAUCGUUAGAAUUGACCACCUAUACCUUCCGUCAAUUCUUCAGGCACUUAAUCUUUUUCUUUGCAUUUACCAAUCUAUUUCACCUUGGCUCCCCAAUGUUUAUGCAGUACUGGCUUUAAUAUUUUAUGAGGGUCUACUAGGUGGUACAUCGUACGUUAAUACAUAUAGAUCGCUAACUGAGCAUACAGAACCAACAGAAAGAGAGUUUGCGAUUGGAUGCGUUGGAAUGAGUGAUAGUGCAGGAGUUUUAACAGCAGCACUUAUCUCAAUGCUGCUUGAACCAUCCCUCUGUCAUUAUCAAGCUAAAAAUGGGAGACCAUGGUGUCAAAUGACUUGA